AUGAUCUCUGUGCUACACACUUCCCACACCCGAUCUGAGGAUCACACAGGGGACAGCGAGCUGGAAUCUGACCCGUCACAGACUUGCUCGGGUGCCUCUGGGCCCUUGGAGCCGGUGCCUGGGCUGCGCCUCCGGGUGAAGGCCGGCCUGCUGGGGAUGGAGGCGCGCGAAGCGCAGCAGCGCACUCGGGAAUGGGUGGCCAGGCACACCCGCGCGCCCGAGGCCCGGGACCAGGGCCCCGUCAGAGCCUGGUCCGUGCUGCCGGAUAACUUCCCCUUGGAGCCUGGCUUCUGGGUCCCAGACCCUAAAUCGGCGCCUCUGGAGGCCCCGCGCUCCCCGCGUUCUCUCCUUCCCGUUGUCCCGGACCCCUGGCCUGGGAACCCUCCACUGACAGUCUUCCGCAGUAUUCGUUCUCAGCUGUCCCUCCAGGAGCUGGAUGACUUUGUGGACCAGGAGAGCCACAGCAGUGAGGAGAGCAGCAGUGGGCCCAGAGAGUCCCCUGGGGGGUCUGAAGAGGGGCUCCACGGUGCCCUGGGAACCCCAGAUUGGGGAAAGCUCAGGAAUUCAGCUGGUGGCCUUUCUCCAAAGGAGGGCAGCUCCAGCAGGAGCCCUCAAGGCCCCAGGAACAGAGGGGAUGGUCAUACCUCUCAGCAGGUCCCAGCUGGGGCUAAUGGUCUUGCAGGCCACCCCCAGGAGCCUUUGCCCUGGCCAGCUCCCAAGCUAAGGAGAUCCCUCAGGAUGAGCUCACGGGCAGAGAGAAGCAAAUUGUCGUCCUCGGAUGAGGAGUGUCUUGAGGAAGACUUGCUGAAAAGGAGCCGGCGCCCACCACGGUCCAGGAAACCCUCCAGGGCAGGAGCGGUGUCCAGCCCCAAGGUGGAUGCUGCUUUGACACCAAAACGUGCUGACAUCAAGGCUGCUGUUGCUGAGAGGGGUCGGCUGCACAGUUUGUGGGCCCCAGGCCGGCAGGAGCCUGCAGCCUUGGUCCCGCACAGAGCUUCUGAGCACAAGUCGCCUCUGGUCCCCCUAGAUGCCAGGGAGCAUGAAUGGAUUGUGAGACUUGCCACUGGCUCUUGGAUUCACGUGCUGACUUUGUUUGGGGAGGAUCCCCAGCUGGCUUUGCACAAGGACUUCUUAACUGGGUACACUGCUUUGCACUGGAUAGCCAAACACGGUGACCUCAGGGCCCUUCAGGACUUCGUCUGGAGUGCCCAGAAAGCAGGGAUUGCUCUUGAUGUGAACGUGAAGUCCAGUGGUGGGUAUACCCCCCUGCACCUUGCGGCCAUUCAUGGCCACCAGGGGGUGAUGAAAUUGCUGGUGCAGAGGUUGGCUUGUCGGGUGAACGUCCGGGACAGCAGUGGGAAGAAACCAUGGCAGUAUCUUACCAGUAAUACCUCUGGGGAAAUAUGGCAGCUCCUGGGAGCUCCUCGGGGCAAGCCUAUUUUUCCUGUCUAUCCCUUAGUCCGAAGCUCUUCCCCCACCAGGAAGGCCAAGAGCCGGGAAAUAUCUAGAAACAUCACCCGAAAGACUUCCCUUGCUGCACUACUCAAAAGUCAGCACCACAAAUGGAAACUGGCCAACCAGUACGAGAAGUUUCCCACUCCCAAGGAAAGGGAAGAGUACAGUGACUAAGGUGGGCCCCUCUCUGACAUGCAGCCCCCGCACCCCCAUCCUUGAGCUACUCAGUGAGAGAGUCCAGGGGGUGAAGAGAAAAAUGGCUGAGGAGCUGGUAAAGAGAUCAAGUGAGAGGGCCUAGCGAGUGUUUACCUGCCUGGAUUUUUUGUCAGCACAUCGUGGAUCUCAGGGGUCAUUCCCUCUUUCCCACAGCUCAAGUCCUUGGGCCAGUGAAACCCCUACGGGGGCGCCGAGUCAGGUGCUCCAAGCCCAGCAGGUGUUCUUCC
Miniopterus natalensis is the source of this 1898-nucleotide messenger RNA. It is a transcript of the gene SOWAHB, whose product is annotated as sosondowah ankyrin repeat domain family member B. The record is from RefSeq and is a predicted model, not a curated record. Gene Ontology annotation, molecular function: protein binding. NCBI's taxonomy places the organism in Eukaryota, Metazoa, Chordata, Mammalia, Chiroptera, Miniopteridae.